Messenger RNA from Staurois parvus, 323 nucleotides. The record is from the annotation of a GenBank genome assembly. Lineage: Eukaryota; Metazoa; Chordata; Amphibia; Anura; Ranidae.
CUGCACUGAUGCACACUGAUAGGCGCACUGACUGGCAUUGAUAGGUGGCACUGACUGGCACUGAUGGGUGGCACUAAAAGGCAGCUCAGAUGGGCACUGAUAUGUGGCACUGGCAGGUGGCAUGGAUGAGCAUAGAGCUGGCACUUUUGGACACUGACAGGUGGCGCUGCUGGGGCUACACAGAUCAUCAGGGCACACUGAUCAUCAGUGCUCUGAUGAUCUGUGUAGAUGUCGCCACCGAGGAGAGCUGUCAGCGUGACAGCUCGUGAGGAGAGAACUGCCGAUAACCGGCAUUUCCCUGUUUACAUGUAAUCAGCUGUGAU